UGCAAGACUGGAUCAAUCACGGAAUUAAGGAUGCAUCAGAAUUUGACGGAUAUAUAAAUUGGACUGAGUUAUUGAACAAGUUGGUUAGAAACCCCAGAGGUCAGAUGAGCUCCAAAUUCGACUGAAUCACCUAUCCAUGCUUCAGGAAUAUCAUGGCCGUGAUAAAAUGGGACGUACUUAUACCAAAGAGAACUGGUGACAGGAUUCCUGUGGCCUUUGUUCUGCUGGAGCUGGUAAUUGAGAUUUUCUUUGAGUUAUACGUGGUUUUCCCAACCCUCUUUGAGCCAUUCUCCCGGAGUUACAACGUCCAUUUAUCAAUCGGCCUCUUCCUCUUCUUCAACUUCAUCGGCAACUUCUACCUGAGCAUUGCCACCGACUUGACAUCGGGACCAAAUAUUCUCCCGUCGGUUCUAAAACCGGACUGGACCUACUGCCCGACCUGCAUGAUCAACAGCCCCCCUCGGUCAUCCCACUGCUUCAUCUGCAACAUCUGUGUCCUGAAGCGUGACCACCAUUGCCUGUACACCGGAAAAUGCGUAGGACACAACAACCAGCGCUACUUCAUGAUGAUGCUGGUGUACUUUGCGCUCGGCGCCCUCUACGCCAACUACCUGAACAUCGAGUUCACGUACGAGAUGCUCAACAGCCUCAAUUGGCGAGUGGUCAUUACGUUCUUCGCACCCGUCAUUGGAUGGGUCUUUGGUUUCACGCAGUCUCUCUCCUUCCUAACUUGCCUCCAGUGUAGCACCUGUGUUAUUUGCCUCAUGUUAUCGUUGGGAAUGAUCUACUACCAUUUGGCGCUCAUCCUUCGAGGGCAGACCACCAGAGAAUGGCGGAAAGGGAUCCGUCGGUACAACCGGGGUUGGUGUCAGAACCUGCUGGACGUCUUCGGGACCAGAUGGUACCUGAUUUGGUUGUGGCCGUGGAUCUCAUCCCCACUGCCAGGGGAUGGCAUCCAUUUUGUGAAGAGAGAAAAAAAUUUGGAGAAUGUGAAAGAUAUAUGACAAACCUGACAUUUCAUUUCAUUCUACAGUGACAGAAGAACUUUUAACUUUAAUUCACAUGCAAUGAUUGUUUCUUAUAUUUAUGAAUCACCAUUUGUAUUUAUUGCAUACAAAUCAUAUAACGUUCCGUCAGUA
Lytechinus variegatus (green sea urchin) is the source of this 1139-nucleotide messenger RNA. RefSeq names its product probable palmitoyltransferase ZDHHC24. Gene Ontology annotation, molecular function: palmitoyltransferase activity. Bases 153 to 1004 code for a protein of 283 amino acids. Lineage: Eukaryota; Metazoa; Echinodermata; Echinoidea; Temnopleuroida; Toxopneustidae. The transcript has 2 exons. The record is from RefSeq and is a predicted model, not a curated record.